AUGCUGCACUUCGAGCCUUUGAAGAGAAUAGUCACCAAAGAUGAUCUCGAUAUAUGGGAAAAGUCAAAAACCCGCGAGGAUUUGUUGAAUUUCGUUGUGGAUCUUCAGAACCUGGUGGAAGGUUUAGCAAAUGAUGCUGAGGUCCAUGAGAGUGAACUGGUUCAAAAGAUCAUGGCCAGUCUAGACACCGUUAACUCAUUGAUUCAAAAACAUCCUGUGGUUAUGGAGAAAGAUAUCUCAAGAUUUGGCAAGGGUGAGUUUCGUGACUUUUAUGACGAUCUACAAGAACAGUCUUCCUCCAUGCUUUCGAGCCUUCUUCUCGAAGAGAGCAAAAGUGCAAUCGUAGAGGUUGCACGUUAUUUCACAGACUCAUGGGGUAACAGAACUCGUAUAGAUUACGGGCUGGGCCAUGAAUUGAACUUUGUCUGUUUCCUUCUUUGUCUACGGAAACUUGAUGUCAUUUCACAAGACGAUUAUGCUGCUGUCGUGCUUCGAGUCUUCUGCAAGUACAUCAGCAUCAUGAGACAGCUUCAGAAAACGUACUGGUUAGAGCCAGCAGGCUCCCACGGUGUAUGGGGUCUUGAUGACUACCAUUUCUUGCCCUUCUUAUUCGGUGCUUCUCAACUAGCGAAGCAUCCGCACAUGAAACCAAAAUCCAUUCACAACAAGGAAUUGGUGGAUGCCUUCUGGAAACAGUACAUGUAUUUUGAAUGUAUUCACUUCAUCAACUCAAUCAAGACGGUCCCAGGUAAAGAUGGGAGCACUCAAGCAAGUCUUCGCUGGCACUCCCCAAUGCUAGAUGAUAUUCUGUCUGCGAAGUCCUGGGCUAAAAUCAAGGAGGGAAUGAUAAAAAUGUAUAAAGCGGAAGUGUUGGGCAAAUUGCCAAUCGUUCAGCAUUUUAUGUUUGGCCAUUCGAUACAAUGUCCUGAGGGUAUCCCAGAGCACAGAGAUAAUGAAAAUAAUGAGAGCAGCUGUGGACACAUGCACAAUUACCUCGACACGAGAAAUACUUGGGGUGAUUGCUGUGGAAUCAAAAUUCCUAGUGCCAUUGCUGCCUCCCAGAUGAACGAAAGAAGUGCCAAGCCUGUGCCAUUCGAUUGA
Candidozyma auris is the source of this 1101-nucleotide messenger RNA. Its product is annotated as peptidylprolyl isomerase RRD2. NCBI's taxonomy places the organism in Eukaryota, Fungi, Ascomycota, Pichiomycetes, Serinales, Metschnikowiaceae. Gene Ontology annotation, molecular function: peptidyl-prolyl cis-trans isomerase activity; protein tyrosine phosphatase activator activity. The transcript has a single exon. The coding region runs from base 1 to 1101 and encodes 366 amino acids. Gene Ontology annotation, cellular component: protein phosphatase type 2A complex; nucleus; cytoplasm. Gene Ontology annotation, biological process: mitotic spindle organization. The record is from RefSeq and is a predicted model, not a curated record.